Molecule: messenger RNA, 788 nt
Organism: Cladophialophora immunda
Lineage: Eukaryota; Fungi; Ascomycota; Eurotiomycetes; Chaetothyriales; Herpotrichiellaceae
Exons: 2
Coding region: 9-788 (259 amino acids)
Cellular component (GO): cytoplasm
Molecular function (GO): oxidoreductase activity, acting on the CH-OH group of donors, NAD or NADP as acceptor
Source: RefSeq, a predicted model, not a curated record
UCUUGAUCAUGGACGUUGCCCUGCACAAAGACGCCGUGGCCUGGAUCGACUCUGUUUCCAAGGCUCAGCCGCCCGGGGCGAAGAUCCUCUUCUACAAGUCCGACGUGUCCAAAUGGGCCGAGCUCGAGAAAGUGUUCGAAGUAUUUGCUGGCACGAUUGGUGGUGUGCCUUACAUUGUUUGCCCGGGCGCCGGAGUCUACGAGCCUUCGCACAAUAGCUUCUGGAAAGACAACGACACCGACGACCACUACAAAGUGCUCGACAUCAACCUCCUGGCUCCGAUCAAGAUGUCGCGCAUCGCGAUCCGGCGCAUGCUGGCUGCCGACGCUCCAGGCAUCAUUUGCUGUGUGUCCAGCAUUGGCGCGCAAAAGGCCAGCAUCGUCACGCCACUGUACCAGGCGUCCAAGCACGGCAUCAGCAGCUUCGUGCGGUGCAUGGCCGACUUGCACAAGCUGGCAGGAAUCAGGGUCGUCGGCGUCGCUCCCGGGAUCAUCAGGACGCCUUUGUACUCUGACCACCCCGAGGCCGGCAAGUUUGUGGACCAGGAUAAGGACUUUAUGCUUCCACCCGAGGAAGUGGCUCGUGGUAUGGUCGCAGUAUGUUUGGACCCCAAGUACCCGCCCGGCACUAUUCUAGAGGUCGCCGACGUGGACAACUGGAGGGAGGUGAUGUUGCUGAAUGACCCUGGGCCGCAAGGGCGGGCAAUCCUCGCGAGCAAGAAGCAGGAUGCCGUGGCGGACGUGAUGGCUUGGAUUGAGAAGGACAAGCAAUCGAAAACCAAAUCUUGA